GCCUUAGUGAAAAUGGCGGAGGGGUCCAAAGAUCAGGGAGGGACCGGCGCCGCAGAACCAGAGGAGGACUCGCCCAAUAUGAUUGUCUAUAGAAAGAUGGAAGACAUUGUUACCCGAAUACAAGACGAGAAAGCAGGAGGGGUUGCCAUCCGGACUGUUAAAAGCUUCCUCUCCAAGAUCCCAAGUGUGGUAUCAGGGGCGGACAUCGUUCAGUGGCUGAUGAAAAACCUCUCCAUCGAGGAUCCAGCUGAAGCUAUCCACCUCGGUAGUCUGAUCGCAGCCCACGGCUACAUCUUUCCCAUCUCUGACCACGUCCUGACCCUAAAGGAUGACGGAACCCUUUACCGCUUUCAGUCUCCAUACUUCUGGCCUUCAAACUGCUGGGAACCCGAGAACACGGACUAUGCCAUUUACCUGUGCAAGCGCACCAUGCAGAAUAAAGCCAGGCUCGAGCUUGCUGACUACGAAGCAGAGAACCUCGCCCGGCUGCAGCGGGCCUUCGCCAGGAAGUGGGAAUUCAUCUUCAUGCAGGCCGAGGCUCAAGUCAAGAUCGACAGAAAGAAGGACAAGGCAGAGAGGAAGAUCCUUGACAGCCAGGAGAGGGCGUUUUGGGACGUUCAUCGACCAGUGCCAGGCUGCGUCAACACCACAGAGAUGGACAUCCGCAAGUGUCGGAGAGAGAAGAACCCACACAGGGUGAAAAAGUCGGUCUAUGGGGUGCCAGACGACGGCCAGAGCCAACCGAGUCCGAUCCAUAUCAGCUCCCAGCCGACCAGGAAGCCCACCAAAGAGGACGUUCAGAAGGAGAUAACCUUUUUGAACAUCCAGCUGGACAGACACUGCAUGAAGGUCUCCAAAGUGGCCGACAGCCUGAUGAUCUACACGGAGCAGUUCAUGGAGUACGACCCCUUCGUGACGGGCGUGGAGCCCUCGAACCCCUGGAUUAGUGACGACACCACCUGCUGGGACAUGGAGGCAAGCCGUGAGCCCAGUCAGCAGCGGGUAAAGAAGUGGAGCUACUCCCUGGAGGAGGCUCUGAAGGACCCGGUGGGACGGGACCAGUUCCUGAGGUUCCUGGAGUCGGAGUUCAGCUCCGAGAACCUACGGUUCUGGUUAGCGGUGCAGGAUCUGAAGCGAAGGCCGCUCCAGGAGGUGUCCACCAGGGCCCAGGAGAUCUGGCAGGAGUUUCUGGCCGAGGGAGCUCCGAGCUCCAUCAACCUGGACUCGCACAGCUACGAGCGGACCAGCCAGAACCUCAAGGACCCUGGGCGAUACAGCUUUGAAGACGCUCAGGAGCACAUAUUCAAGCUCAUGAAAAGUGACAGCUAUGCACGCUUCUUGCGAUCCAACAUCUACCAAGACCUCCUGUUGGCCAGAAAGAAGCAGCCAGCAGACACAGAACAGGGCCGUCGCACCUCCCUGGAGAAGUUCACCCGCAGCGUGGUAAGUCCUUUGGAGCUGGGGCUGUUCAUAUCACAGAAACCACACUGGCUGGCUCACUAUCAGUGGCUUUUGCAAUUACAACCAUAUUACACUCUGUAGUGGCUUUCUAAACGUGUGUAAGCAUGUGUUUGUGUAAAUGAGACAUUUUUACAGUGAUGUGAGUGGCUGCACCAAAGUAAGACUCUGGUCUUGUUAGAGCAAUCAGAAGUUUCCUCCUUCAAUUUUUUUUGAUUGUAUUCAUUUUUUUAAAAAAAAAAGCUUUUUUUAGUUUUAGAAAGUCUUUAAACAAAUAAUUAGGUCAAGACAGAUUUUUUUUCUAUUUUACUUUCAUUUUUAUUUCUAUUGAUAAUAACUGUGUUGAUAUUUGAGCGCUUUCAAAGUUUAAAUUGUUUAAAUGGAACAAAAACUGGUUUGUAAAAUAUGCCCGAAUGAAAAUGCCAUCUUUUUAAAGAAAACAAUGUCACACUGAAGCAAAGAAAUAAUUACACAGAUGUGCUUAAAAUCAGGGAUUCAGGUUUACAUUUAACAGAAAAGUACUUCUAAGUAACAAAUAAAAAUAAAUAAAUCAGUUUACGUACUAUUAGAAUAACAUUUUAUUAAGGAUGGACAUUUUUAGUGUAUAUAUAUAUAUUUAUAUAUAUGAAAAUAUAAAGCUUCUUCCUAUUUAAUACAUCUCGGAUUGUAUUUUUUUCCAUUUUACUUUAAAUAUAGAAAUACAGGAAAGUAUAUUUGGAAGAAAAAAACAUCUAAAUGUGAGAAAUAGAAAAACACAAUAUUACUAAUAUGUUGCUAUGUAGCUGCAACUUGGUUUAUGAUGUGUAAAAAGGAGAGGGAACAAGAGCAUGCUCAUCGCAUCCCUUUUCAGAGAGUCAUUAGCAAUUAUAUUAAUUCAAUCUUUAUUAAGCAUGAAGUCAUUUCACUAAGUGACAGAAAUCUAUUAAUUUCAAACAUUUUCUUCUACAAGAUGUAAUAGAGAGAUUCAUAUCUGUUUUUUUUAACUGGUUUAUAUUAGAACACCAUUCUACACACACAGAAACACAAAACCCCUCGUACUACAAACAGAAAGAAAUUAAUAUAGUUAACAAAAACUAUGGAUUUUUUUCAUGCUCUUCAUACAGACACUAAUCCUGGACCAUGUAUUUAACUUCACAUGUUGAGGCACACUCCCAACUGAAUUUAAAACUAUGCCUCAAAUUUAUAUAACUGUCCCUCAGCCUGUAAAAUACCUUUAAAGCACCUAAGUGUGUCUAAUAAUUUAUAUACACAUUAUAAAUCCCACCCUCCAACCUAACAUGCAAUAUAGGGCCUGUUGGUUUAAUUCCUGCUGAACACAGAUUUAAUUUUCAUCUGCAAAACAAAAGAACACAAUAGAAAACUUAAAGGUGGAAAAUGUUUUAAAACAGUAGUGGCUUUAUAGUUUGUAGAACACGUCUUCAAUUAGGAUUUCAGUCUUGUAAUAACUUAUUUGUUAUUAUUACUAUUUCAUUUAACUUUCUAGGGGAAGUCUUUGACGGGGAAGCGCCUGACAGGCCUUAUGCAGUCGUCCUGACAAAGCCUGUCCUGGAGAGCCACGACCAGACCCUGUUGGUGGGGUGACAGCCACACAGGGGCCGGAGCAGGGGCCCAAACGUUGGAGCCGGGGUGCACGGGGCUGCUGUGGAGGCUCUUGGACACUGCUUCGAGGUCUGCUGCCGUACUGCUGGUGCAGUGCAGGCCCUACUGGGCCGAACCACCGAAACAGAACCACUGAUGAAGAGACGAUGCCAAUCAAAGGGUCCCCCGCUAACGAAUCACACGGCAUGCGGUGUAAAAGAUUAAGCACAUCCAAACUAAUUCUGCCCUAUCUUCGUCACUCAGAGGGCAAAUGCUCGUCGGGCUUGACUUGGCUUAUUGAUUUUGUUAUUUUCAUAUUCUUUCAUUUGUAUUUGCCGCAGCACUUUGGGGCCAUAAACACUAAAAUGAGGUGUGCAAAUGUCGUCACAAGGCAGUCAGCAAUAAAAACAAACCCAGCUUCUUUUUAAUACUCUUAAAAACUUUUAUUAUAUGUCUUUAACGAAGCACAUGAAACGUCAGCUAAGCGGUAGGAAAAGUUUGGUGAUUAUUAGGAAUGCGGCCCCACCCGUUCAUAUUUUAAAACCAAUCUUCAUUACAUUCCAAAAUCCGACAUAAGGGCUUAAUGUAGCAACCAUGAGGCACUGUUGUUCCAUUCUAAUGUCCUCGCUGAGAGUUCACGUUCCAACAGCGCCGCUUCUUAACCAGACUUGUUGCCGAAGGAAGGUUUGGUUCGCUGCUUUCCCGACCUCCUGGCUUCCAGUUCCGACGCUCCCAGUGAAAUUAACCGAUUCCAAAAGUCUGUGUGAAUACCUCAGAGGCCUAAAAGCGUGACUCACCAGUACAGGUUCAGGGGAACGCGAUCCAAGCUUCGAGCGUAGGCACAGUUCCAGUGUGUGCAGUCACAAAAUAAAGAGCAAAAUGAGAUCCGUGUGCUGCUGGGGUUUGUACUGUAGAGUAGUGCUAAACGUUUCCAGUGCCAUGGGUCCAUCUACUGGUGCACAGAGCACAGGACCAUCAGACGCGUGACAGGACUCCACUGUGCUGUGUGCACGUCGUGAUAAAAGAUGCUACAGGUUCGUUAAAUAAAACUGAACUUCGUAGAAAAAUAAAAAAAGUUAUUUUAUUUCAGUAAUUCAGUACCCGAAGGCCGGGUUGCCAGAUCUGACGGACAGUUUCCAGCCCAAACACAACACAAAACCCGCCCACCUCAAUAAAAACCAGCCCGAACCUCAACCUGUCUUAAAGUUCGCGUUAAAAGCAUAAAGGUAUUUCAUGCAUAGUGAAGAACAUGCCAUAAGAUCAAAAUUGCACUAAAACAAAGAAGAAAACUUACGCAGGUUACGCAGAAAGAGUCUCCCACAGGCUCAGGCCAACAGACUCUUAACCCCCUUUAGGGCGUUGCCAAUUCAAUUCAAUUCAAUUCAAAUCAAUUUUAUUUAUAUAGCGCCAAAUCAUGAAACAUGUCAUCUCAAGGCACUUUACAAAGUCAAGUUCAAUCAUAUUAUACAGAUUGGGUCAGAAUUCACAUUGACCAAUAUCCUUUCACAGUGACGCUUAACCAAGAUAUCACUGAUUGACCUUGUCAAGUUUGUAAGAUUCUCUGCAUUUAAAAACGAAACGAGUGCGGGGACACAUUUCAUUGAAAUUUGUAACUUUUUACUUUUCUGCCACACAAUGACAAAUAUUUUUGAUUGAAAGUAUUAAUAGGAAAUAUGAAUACUUUCUAAAAAAAAUAAAAAAAAAUAUCCAAAUGUUGAACAUUUUUGCAACCCGCUCAAAGCUGUUUUUCCAGCCAAACACGUUCAAAAGCAGCCCGGUUGGGUGGAGACCUGCGCAGUCUGGCAACACUGCCUGAAGGACAGGACCAAGGCAGAACACAUGUAGUAUGGGGCAUCACGCCCUCGCGUGUCCCGGCUGGAUACUCCUCUAACCGCGCCUUUAGGCAAAUAACAUGUGACCACAGACCUUUGACAUCAAAGUCGCCGUCAUUCUCCGGCUCAAAGCAGAAGUCCAUGCAAAGGUUAAUGGACAAAAAGGAAGGUCGCUUGUAGAUUCAUUACACACAGCGGGAUAAACUUCAAGAGUAGUUUCUGUUCAUUUGGAUAAUGAUGGCUUAUAGCUAAUGAAAAUCCAAAUUUUUGCCCAUUGACUCUACAGGACAUGCUCCCAGUACUUCAUCUGAGGUCCUUUUUGGGUGAAUUAUUUUUGGGUCUCCAGCCUGACAUGGAGGUAUCCAGCCUGUGGCUCGGCCUGGGACUUAAGGAAGCCCAGAAGUAUUGUUGGCUCUGUUGUUCCUCUUGACAAUACUCCAUAGAUUCUGUACAGAGUUUUAGGUCAGGCCAGUUUGGUGGAAAAUAAAAUUGACGUGGAAGCAUUAAAAAUGUAUUAUUAAAAAAUCUCCUGGUGGACACCUACACUAACUUUGGCCUUGACAAAACAAAGUGGACCAACAGCAGGGCAUGAGAUGGCUCUCUAAAUCCUCCAUGAUCAAUUCACUGUUGACUUUAGGCACCUACUUUCGGCUGAUAAGAGGACUUUGGCCCACUGAGCAACAGUCCGAUCCUUGGAACCCUUAUGGCCCGGAUAAAACGAUUCUGAAAGUAUGUCUGGUACCAGAGAUGUGACCGUUUUAGCUAAUGUCCCGGUUACAUCUGUGUGUGACGGUCCUUGAAGCACAGUCUCCGGCUGUAGUUCGCAUCUUGUAACUCUCCUCUAAACCCUUAAAUGGGCUUUGCCUCACAGUUAUCUUAAGGUUUUGGUGAUCCCUGUUGCUAAGGCACCCCUUUCUAACAAAGAUCUUCCUUCCUCUCACCUUUCCACUAAUAUCGUAUCCAGCGCUCUGUGAAUAUCCCUCCUCUCUGAUAAUGAUCCGUCCUCCUUGUGGAGGUUGUCAAUAACCGUCUGCUGGAAUACCGCCCAGUCUCUUCCCCAUGCUCGUGUGGGCCAGAGCCUUUCCAUAAAAUAAAACUGGUUUUAUGCUAAAUUUUUAUCUCAACAAUAAAAAAAAACGUUUGGAAUAGAUCUGUGUGAAAUGAAUCUAUAUAGAUUUUGCUUUGUGAAUGAAAUUACUGAAAUAAAAUCUUUGGUUUGGUAUAUUCGGUUCUGAUUUACUGAGCUGCACCUGUGCUGAAGUGACAACAGAGAUGUUUUGCUGCCCGGUGUGGAGAAUUUUCUGUUUAGUUGCACGGAUAUCUCAUGUUUUCUUCUCUAAAACCAAUGCCCGUCUUCAUUUCUCUCUGUCUGCUAACUGUCGAGUGCUUGUCAUGUGGAAAAUGGUGCAUGUUGGACCAUGUUGGAAGUGCAGGGGGUGGCUUAACUCCCUACUGAGCUGGACCCGGACUCGUUAAUGACUGAACAUCUAGAAUUUGAAAUGGGGUGAAGAGGAAACAGAAUGAACAUUGGAGGCCUCUUUGCUCCGUCCGUGGAUGCUGCCUUCUUCUACACACAGGAAGUGCUGGGACGCAGCUCCCCCCUGAGGCCACUGCCUGCAGCAGUGAACAACCAGGGCGCGCCGCCGGAGAAGUCUCAUUGGUUAUUUUCUAGUAGAGUCAUUGCGAUGCACUGUACAGGUCAUCAUACUAAUUAUUCUUAUUAACCUAACCCAGUAACCUCCUAAAUGUAAGGUAGAGAAAUGCUUACGUUGAGUCAAUGUACCAAAUGUUAUCCUCAGCACAAACACGGUGACACUGCGUACCAAGUGCAUUGUAAAUUUCAACUGGUUACAUUUCAUUAUCCGAAAGCACACUUUAGUAUGAUGCGAGCACAUUACUAUGCAUGUUACAUAUUCAGGGCAUUUUUGUGCUUUUAGUUUCUCGAUCAGCAGGAUGACUACUCUAAAACCCUCAAAGCACUUGUUAUCUGUUCACGGGUAUCAACUAAUAAAAUCUCUGGACCUGUC
Messenger RNA from Fundulus heteroclitus (mummichog), 6895 nucleotides. Its product is annotated as regulator of G-protein signaling 6. Bases 13 to 1542 code for a protein of 509 amino acids. Lineage: Eukaryota; Metazoa; Chordata; Actinopteri; Cyprinodontiformes; Fundulidae. Gene Ontology annotation, biological process: regulation of G protein-coupled receptor signaling pathway; G protein-coupled receptor signaling pathway; intracellular signal transduction. The record is from RefSeq and is a predicted model, not a curated record. The transcript is spliced from 15 exons.